Molecule: messenger RNA, 1017 nt
Organism: Daucus carota subsp. sativus
Lineage: Eukaryota; Viridiplantae; Streptophyta; Magnoliopsida; Apiales; Apiaceae
Product: peptide methionine sulfoxide reductase A3
Exons: 2
Coding region: 38-814 (258 amino acids)
Biological process (GO): cellular response to oxidative stress
Cellular component (GO): cytoplasm
Molecular function (GO): peptide-methionine (S)-S-oxide reductase activity
Source: RefSeq, a predicted model, not a curated record
ACAUUCUAGACAUAUCAUCUAGUCAAUCAACGACAAAAUGCUCAUCAUCAGAACCACCACCACCUCUCCUCCACCCUCUCUCUUCUCCCCCUCUCUCAUCACCUCUCUCCACCGCCUCUCUCUCUCUAAAAAAUCCCAUUUCUCUCCCGCCCCCACAACCACCCGCCCCUCCUCUCUCUACACUUCCCCCAAGAUGAACUUCCUCUCCAGACUCGGGUUCGGGUCAAAAACCCCCGCCCAAUCAUACUCCACCGAACCGUCUUCUUCUAUUGCUCUAGGACCCGACGAUGAUGUUCCGGGUCCGGGUCAGGCGUUCGCCCAGUUCGGAGCCGGGUGUUUCUGGGGCGUGGAGCUGGCGUUCCAGAGAGUGCCGGGUGUGAGUAAAACUGAAGUCGGGUAUUCGCAAGGUGUGGUGGAUAAUCCGAGUUAUAAUGAUGUUUGUUCUGGGACAACGAAACAUUCGGAGGUUGUUCGGGUUCAGUAUGACCCGAAAGAGUGUAGCUAUGGGAAUUUGCUUGAUGUGUUUUGGUCUAGACAUGAUCCUACCACACUUAAUCGUCAGGGAGGUGAUGUUGGCACACAAUAUCGUUCUGGAAUAUACUACUACACACCUGAGCAAGAGAAGGAAGCAUUAGAAAGCAUGGAGAGACAGCAGAAGCUCUUGAACAGGAAGAUCGUCACCGAGAUUUUACCUGCCAAAAAGUUUUAUCGGGCGGAGGAGUAUCAUCAGCAAUACCUUGCUAAGGGUGGCAGAUUUGGUUUUAGACAAUCCACUGAGAAAGGCUGCAACGACCCUAUUAGAUGCUAUGGUUAAGUUAUAAAAUCUUGGCUAUAGAUACAGCAUGUUUAUAUUAUAAAAUUUAUACCACAGACCAAAGAAUGUGAUAAUUUGUGUUUAUGCCUCAAUUCUCAGGACGACUGUUUUGUAUCUAUCUAUAGAUUUUACAACCUUUGCAAUACUGACGGGCUUGUACAUGUGACGGUCUUUUAAAUAAUAUGUGUACGGGCUUUUUUUGA